AUGGCACUUCGCAAACUGUUGGGAAGCAAACCCGAAACACCAUAUGCCAAACUCCCACCACUACAUGUUGUUGUGUUAAAACUAAAAGAUGCACCAAAAGUUGUGGCAUGGGAUUUUAAAGACACACAUGUCACCCCCACUUGCACCAAACAAAACAAAAUUGCCGUCCUUAGUGAUGGUCAUUCACUUACAAAAAUCACUUUGUAUGAAGCAAUGGCUUCAAAAGUGCAAGAAGGUCACAGCUACUUCAUGCGCGGCUGGACUGUUACAGGGAGCUCUGCUCCAUAUACUUUAGCUGUUGGCACAGCUACACAGUUCUUUAGAGGCUCUGAUAUAUACUGCUCUGAAGACUUACACAACAGAGCUGAAACCUUACUGGACCCGUCUACUCCUUUAGUUGACCUUCGCCACUGCCAACAACAGCAGGGUCUGAUGUCUGUUCAGGGAGAAGUUGCUGAGGUCAGUAGAAUGUUUUACAAUACAGUUUUGUUUUUUUUUCACAUUACAAACAUCACACAUUAUGACAAUAUUUUUACAUUUCCCAAUUCUUAUUCUCUAAAUACAGAACUUUUCUUUUUUAGGUGUCAUCUAUUCGGAAAGUGCAGUCGGGAAGAGAUGCUGUACCUGUGAAGAGCAUUGUUCUGCAGCAGGUAAUCUCUGAUACAUUAUUUUUGUAACAUUUCCAAUCUCACAUGGUAUACAUCAGACAAUCACGUAUUACAUUCACAAAGACACACACUCUUAAUAUAACACAUACUCUUCAAAUAACUAUGUCUGUGCUUACUAAUGCUUUGGUCAUUUAUGACUACUGACAAAACAAUAAUUCAGUUCACACAAGGGUGUCUUUAACCUUUGUUUGUCACUGUACAAUAAUGACCAUGUCAAUUUCACUUAUGAUAAUUACUCCACAAUCUACAUUAUGUAAUUAUACAUAUUCACAGACAGUUCAUAUUACAAUUUCUACAUCCAUUCACAUAUAUUUCAUUUACUUUAACACCAUAUCUCUAAUCUGGGUCUUUUGCUUAUAUAACACAACUACCAAACUGCUUUUGCUGGUGUCACUUGUGCUUUUAUUACAAAUGAUAACAUAUGCUCUUACAUUUUACAGGACAACAUUAAGGUCACAUUGUCACUGUGGAGGGAGGCUGCAAUGCAACCUAUAAAUGUGGGAGAAGUGCUCGAAGUCAGCCAUGUCAAGGGACGCACAACUCAAUAUGGCAUUCAAAUGGGAACAACCAACUUCACCAGAAUUCAGGUACUUACUAGUUGCCUUGUAUUUCACUUCAAUCACCUCCAUGACAUUUAUAUCCUCACUAAUCAUCAUUGAGAUCCUCUAAACCAGUGGUUCCCAACCUUUUCUGUAUCACGGACCACUUUCAUGCAGUACACUUUUUCGAAGGAUCAGGUAGGUGUCUGGAGGUUCCAAUAACAACAACCUUAAUCAGUACAUAGUAUGUACAUACUACAACAAUUGAAUACAACAAUCUGAAUACAACAAUUACAUUUUAUAUUACGCACUUUCAUUACACUUUAACAUCAACUCACCAUAAUGCAGAAUCAACCCUUUCUCUCUCCAGUGAACUCUGUUUCUGCCUCAUUUUUGCAAGGGCUACGUUGUGUUACUAAUGCAAAAAAAUUACAUUCCCAAGACUCAAGCGCAAAAAUUAGGUGAUCCGAACUGGUGCUCUUACAAAAUAAGAUACUAACAUUUACUAACAUACAGUAUUCUAACAUACUGAUUGAUUCACAUACUGGUACUGGUCUGGGGCCCAGUGGUUGGACACCUCUGCUCUAAUCCAUUAUAUACCUUAUCAAACACAUUGAAAUUCUCAUUCAUAUACAACUAACAUAUACAACAUACACACAAUAAUCUCAUUUCAGCCAAGCUCAUGUCAAACUCUCAUAAUCCCACAAAAAAAAACAACUUUGACACCUUAUUACUUCCAUAGUCCUAUUUAUUUGUACUUAAUUCUUUUACUUGUUUCAUGUUCUUAGCCAGUGUACUGUAUGUUAUUAUACUGUUUCUUUCUCCAAUUCAGUACAAGUACUAACAGUUCCUCAGGCCAAUGACACUUUACACUAAACUAUAUUCACACUUUCCAAAUGCCAAACACACAUAAACCUAAUCAUCAUACUCUUUCCCUAUGUUUUCUACACUUCUCCACAGAAACAGCAAACUCUACAACAAUUAACCAUCCUUGGUGUCCUCACAAAAGACGAUGUUCCAUCAUGCAGCACUACUCCUGCUGACACCAUCAUAGAGGUACUGCUGGUCACUGGAAGCACUCUCCAAAUCCCUGAAACUUUGUGGGACCCUGCCUUUGAUGACCUCAUCCUCCAAGCGCCACUUAAUGUUACCGCUAAGGUUGAAGGUAAACUCAUCACCUCUAUCAAACUAAUAUAA
Molecule: messenger RNA, 2404 nt
Organism: Xyrichtys novacula (pearly razorfish)
Lineage: Eukaryota; Metazoa; Chordata; Actinopteri; Labriformes; Labridae
Source: the annotation of a GenBank genome assembly